Parnassius apollo (apollo) is the source of this 429-nucleotide messenger RNA. The record is from the annotation of a GenBank genome assembly. Lineage: Eukaryota; Metazoa; Arthropoda; Insecta; Lepidoptera; Papilionidae.
AUGGAAACCAAACUAGCAUCAGGUCUACGUACAAUGGAAAAAUGGGGUUGGGGCUUAUCUAAAUCUGAAGUGAUUGACAUAGUGGCAGAGUUUAUAAAGAGAAAUAAAAUAAAAACUCCAUUCAUAAAUGAUAUACCGGGGAACGAUUGGUUUCUUUCGUUCCGUAAGCGGCACAAGCUAUCCAUUGAAAAACCUCAACCAAUAGAGUACCUCCGAAAACGUAUGACAGAUCCUUUUGUAAUACACGAGUAUUUCAAUUUACUAAGAAGCACCAUUGAGAAUUUGAACCUAAACGACCCGCAUAGGAUUUGGAAUUUAGACGAGACCUCUGUAUGCUUAGAUCCAACAAAAACGAAAGUUGUUGGCGCAGUAGGCGCACCAUGCACAAGGACAACGGCUGGAUCUGCAAAAAAAACAUUACCGUGUUAA